GAACUCCUGAAUCAGCGUGUGUCGUAGUUGUUGGUGACUUUAACCUUCCCUCUCUAACUUGGUCACCUGAUGAAUCCGCCCCUACUAACAUCGGCGGGUCUCAGGAGGACGAUGAAUUCUGCGUCAUAACAAAAGAUAACUUCCUCGCUCAAUUUAUUAAAGGCCCUACUCAUAUAGCAGGAAACAAACUCGACUUGCUUCUCUCCAACUGUCCGGAAGUUAUCGACCACGUCUCCACCUUCACUCCAGUGGAAAGUAAUUUCCCCUCUGAUCACUACCUAGUAGUAGAUUUCUCUAUACGGCUGAAGUUCAAGCGAGCAAAGCGUGUGCAACGUAAAGCGUACAACUGCAAGAGAGCACUGAGAUUUCGAGGCCCUUCGUAA
Molecule: messenger RNA, 383 nt
Organism: Paramuricea clavata
Lineage: Eukaryota; Metazoa; Cnidaria; Anthozoa; Malacalcyonacea; Plexauridae
Source: the annotation of a GenBank genome assembly